AUGAAGUUAAUCGUAGCAUGUUGUUUGAUAGCUUUUGUGGCAGGAGUAGAAGUGACACUGCAGGAAGUCGUUCAUAAAGAAAAUUAUCAUCCAGAAAGCCCAGAAAAUUUACCCAAUUUAUUACCAAAAUUAGGUGGUAGAAUUGUUAAUGGACUCGUUGCUGAGGAUGGUCAAUUUCCAUAUCAAGUUGCAUUGUUCCUAAGUGGAAAGGAUGGUAGCACAUUCUGUGGUGGUUCUUUGAUUUCUCCUAACUAUGUUUUAACGGCUGCUCAUUGUGUUGAAGAUGUUGACAAAGUUGAGCUACUUUUUGGUACAAAUUAUAUUUAUAAACAAUCGGCUGGACAAGUAAGAAUGGUUUCGUAUGACCUAUACGCUCAUGCCAAAUAUGAUCCUAAAAGAAUGAUUAAUGACAUUGCACUCAUUAAAUUACCAAAACCCGUACAAUUGACUGAAAAAAUUCAAUUAUCUAGACUCCCUACAUAUUCUGACAAAUCUAAAGACUAUGUAGGAGAAGUAUCAACAAUUAGUGGUUGGGGAAAAACUCGAGAUAGUAGCAAUGUGAGUCCCGAUUUACGAUAUGUUUCCAAUCCAAUAAUAACUAAUACAGAUUGCAGUAAAAGUAUGGUUAAUUUGAAUAUUCCAAAAACACAAAUUUGCCAAGCAGGAACUGGUAUUAAAGGAUCUUGUGGUGGUGACAGUGGUGGCCCAUUGGUUGUUAUUGCUGAAGAUGGUAAGCCAGUACAAGUUGGUUUAACAUCGUAUGGUCUGAUCUAUGGUUGUGAAAAAGGUUAUGCAUCAGCGUACACACGUGUUACCGAAUAUUUGGAUUGGAUAUCUGAACAUAGUGAUGUUAUCAUUAAAAAUUAAAGUUGCUAAGUUAUUUAAGUAU
This is a messenger RNA of Chrysoperla carnea, 889 nucleotides long. Its product is annotated as brachyurin-like. The record is from RefSeq and is a predicted model, not a curated record. Gene Ontology annotation, biological process: proteolysis. Gene Ontology annotation, molecular function: serine-type endopeptidase activity. The transcript has 6 exons. Lineage: Eukaryota; Metazoa; Arthropoda; Insecta; Neuroptera; Chrysopidae. The coding region runs from base 1 to 867 and encodes 288 amino acids.